Cladocopium goreaui is the source of this 1014-nucleotide messenger RNA. The record is from the annotation of a GenBank genome assembly. NCBI's taxonomy places the organism in Eukaryota, Dinophyceae, Suessiales, Symbiodiniaceae.
UCUUUGGAAGCCAACAAUCAAUGUGGGCUGUUGGCUCCUGAGUCGCCAUGGUGCAGCGUGCACGUGCCCGUGAGACCAAAGGGCGCCAGAGCCCUCGACGCCGGAAGGAGUUGAUGCAACCUGUGCCUAGGAAGAGACGGCGCGAUGAAACACAAGAUCGAGUUGCGGAACGCUUGGCGCAGCUGCGGACGUGGGCAGACACAUGGCCAUCCGCAGAUCCCCCGUGCACCAAAAUCGUCAAGCGGCGCAAGGUUGGGAAGCAGCCUGACGACACUGGCGCAGUGGUAGCAUCCAACCGUGAAUAUGCGGUGGUUGCACAGCCACCUGCGUAUGUGGCUGCACGCAUCCGCGUGCUGGAAAAGCAUUUGGUGGUGGACCAUGCCUCGCUCUGCUGUGAGCAGGAAGAGUUCACAAACCUCUCUGUUGAGGACUGGUGCAACAUCGCCAGCGUAGAACCAGACUCCAAGGGCUUGGCGCCUACACAGGAGACCUUAGCAGCUGUAUGGAAUGCCUCGGCCUUCACCCUGUGCUUAGUACACCUGAAGAGCCGAGAGGUAGUGGGCUACGUCUAUGCUGCGCUCAGGACAGACAGCAAUCAGCUGAUCAUUUCCCACGUCAAGGUGGACGCUGCCGAAAGGGGCAAGCGCUUGGGCACUCUGAUGAUUGAAGCUGCUGAAGUCCAUGCCAAAGGACGUGGAUGGAAGUACGAAUCUUGCAAACUCGAAGUGAUGGAGUCAAACGUAGCUGCCAAGCGCUGUUACUCGAGAAGUGGAUUUCGCCACAUCAAGUCUGGGUACAGAACGCAUACUGGGUGCUCCUUGCGAUGGGAACUCUGGCGGAAGGACCUGGGAAUGUCCUGCCAAUGCGCCGACAUCCAGUGACUGAAUCGAUGUUAAAUCGCGGGAGUGCUCAAGGCCAACUGGCUGAACUGUACUUCAUGAUUGUCUGAAUACCCAUGCUGUGCAGAUUUACCGCGCCACAUAUGCGCCACAUGUGCUUCGCGGUUUGGAGGGG